AUGGAUUCUUAGCACUCUAAUAAGAAAAUUUGCUUUGAAGAAACUUUGGAUAAGAUGGAAGCUCAAAAUAUAACUGUUGACAAGUGGGGUAGAUGUAAAUAAGAAUUUGUGAAGACUACAAUUCAAAUCAAGUAUACAAAAGAACAAUAUAUCAUUUAUUCAUAAGAUGGAGUAAUUCUAAGAAUGGAUCAAAUAAGAGGGGGUUGUAAAAGUUCAGAUAUAUUGAGUAAUGUGGAUUAGAUUUAAUAUCUUUUUUUUUAAGGUUAAUAUGAGUAAAAUGAAAGAAAAUCUGGUAGAUGGAGGGCCACUUGGGAUGGAGAAGUUAUUGAAAAUGUUGGAGGGUACUAUGAGAAUGGAUUAAAAUAAGGAUUCUGGAAGGAAUUGAAUAAAAAUUAUUGCAGAUAACAAAGAUUAGAAUUCCAAAAAUGUCCAGCUGAAAUUUUUGAAAAUGGAGAAUACUCUAAUGAUUAAAAAAUUGGUUUAUGGAAAUUUUUUUAUGAUGAUAAAUAGAUUGGAGGAGGCUUCUAUGAUGGGUAAGCUUAAAAGACUGGUAAAUGGAUUGAGGUAAAUAAUGGAUUCAAUAAAAGUUCAUAAGUCACUUAUCAUGGUGAAUAUAAGAAAGGUAAUAAAGUUGGAAUUUGGGAUAUUUUCUAUGUUGAUAUUUAUAAUACAUCGAAAUAAAUUGGCGGCGGAUUAUAUGAUGUAAAUGGGAAUAACACUAAGAAUGGUAAGUGGAUUGAGUUGAGCGAAUGGGUUGAUAUCAAAUCAUGUAUUACUCUGAAUGGUUAAUAUAAAACUGGAAGAAAAAUAGGUAGGUGGGAUAUCUUAAUUUACAAAUAUCAAUAGCACGACAAUCCAGAAAUAAGAAAAAUAGGUGGUGGAUUAUAUGAUGAUAAAGGUGAAGGCAAUAAAAUAGGAAGAUGGAUUGAAAUAAAAGAUAAAUAUGAUGAUAUUUCAUAAAUCAUCUUUACUGGUGAAUAUGAUAAUGGUAUAAAAAAUGGUAAUUGGGAUAUUCUAUUUUCAGAAAGGGCUUCUAAAAUUAUGAAAAGAUGUAAAAUUAUCAAAAAAAUCCUUAGAGGAGGAGGAUCUUAUAAGAAUGAAUAGGGUAAGCCAAUUAAAAUCAAAAAUUGGGUUGAAUCGAGUGAUAAUUAUAAAGCCAAUUCAAAAGUUGUUUACACUGGUGAAUAUAAGAAUGGCUAAAAAGUUGGUAGAUGGGAAACUUAGAUCAAAGAUUUGUUCUCAAAAAACAAUUAAUAGAUGUAUAGAUUUCAUCAUCUCACUAUAGUUUCU
Molecule: messenger RNA, 1290 nt
Organism: Paramecium tetraurelia
Lineage: Eukaryota; Ciliophora; Oligohymenophorea; Peniculida; Parameciidae
Exons: 5
Source: RefSeq, a predicted model, not a curated record